UCUUUGCUUUGAUGAGUUGUAUUAAGAAAUGUAUUUCCGAUCUUUGUGUUUUCAUCUGUUCUUUGAUUUCUUAUUCUUAGGAACUAUUCAUUAAUUUAUUGACUUGUGAUGAAGCACUCAAAUGACAAACCUAUUUCUGUCAAACCUAUUCAGGGGAAUAAUACACUUAAAUUAAUCAUCUGUGCUCUAGGUAUUUUUGUGUGUUACUUUUAUUAUGGACUUCUCCAAGAAAAAAUUACUCGUUCUAAGUAUGGAUCAGAUGAUGAAAAGUUUGUUUACCCAAUGAGUUUGGUUCUCUGUCAAUGUAUUGUCAAUGCCAUUUUAGCGCAAAUACUUCUUAGAACGAUCAUGAAACAAGGAAAAGAUACCACGAGAAUAUCUUAUUAUUCAUCCUCCGCGUUGACAUACUUUUCUGCUAUGGUUUUCAGUAACAUGGCCUUGCAGCAUGUCAACUACCCAACACAGGUAGUUGGAAAAUCAUGUAAACCUGUACCUGUAAUGAUUCUUGGCGUAUUGUUCGGAAGAAAACGUUAUCCAGUAGCUAAAUAUUUGUUUGUUAUGACGAUAGUUAUUGGGGUGAUUCUCUUUAUGUACAAGGAUAAACCAUCGAGUUCUACUGUUGCUGACAAACCAUUACUGGGAUGGGGAGAAAUACUUUUGUUAUUAUCACUCACAAUGGAUGGGUUGACUGGUGCUAUUCAAGAAAGGAUGAAAUCAGAACACAAAACUCAAUCAUGUCACAUGAUGUUCAACCUUAAUUUAUGGUCUAUUAUUUUCUCAUUAUCAGCUGUGCUAGUCACUGGAGAAUGGCUUCGUUUCCUUAACUUUAUUCAUAAGUAUCCUUAUGUUACUUAUAACAUCGGCUUAUUUUCAAUUUUGAGUGCAAUCGGUCAAGUUUUUAUUUACCUCACUGUAGCUGACUUCGGACCUUUACCCUGCUCUAUUAUCACAACUGUCAGAAAGUUUUUCACUGUCAUCGCGUCUGUUAUUAUUUAUGGUAAUAUCAUCAUAGGACGACAAUGGAUUGGCGCUGCCUUUGUAUUUAUUGGUCUCGGCUUAGAUAGUUUUUAUGGUAAAUCUGCAGCUAAGAAGAAAUGAUCUUUAUCUCAUUUAAUUGUAACUAGUUUAAAAAUUAAAAUGUAAUGUUUACAUCUUCAACAUACAAAUAUGUAAUUUUAUUUAGAUUUAAAUUUAAAUUUUGUUCACAAAAUUAAUGAAUUGAAUGUAAUAAUGAAAUUGAAAUAAGUCAAAAUACACAAGAAAGAUCAAAAUU
Messenger RNA from Tetranychus urticae (two-spotted spider mite), 1273 nucleotides. NCBI's taxonomy places the organism in Eukaryota, Metazoa, Arthropoda, Arachnida, Trombidiformes, Tetranychidae. The record is from RefSeq and is a predicted model, not a curated record.